Guyanagaster necrorhizus is the source of this 477-nucleotide messenger RNA. RefSeq lists its product as uncharacterized. Gene Ontology annotation, molecular function: structural constituent of ribosome. Gene Ontology annotation, cellular component: mitochondrial large ribosomal subunit; ribosome. The record is from RefSeq and is a predicted model, not a curated record. The transcript has 3 exons. NCBI's taxonomy places the organism in Eukaryota, Fungi, Basidiomycota, Agaricomycetes, Agaricales, Physalacriaceae. Bases 1 to 477 code for a protein of 158 amino acids. Gene Ontology annotation, biological process: translation.
AUGUAUUUUCUGGCGAGGUCGAGGUCCAUUGACCUUGUAAAUAGCCCCUUUGCUAAUUUCGGCCUUGGGGCUGUCCGAACGGCAACUAAACGUGCUGGAGGAACAAUAUCCAACCAUGGUGGCUCUCCAGGAAAGCGGCUAGGCGUUAAAAAGUUUUCAGAUCAGUAUGUUAUUCCGGGGAAUAUCAUUGUUAGACAACGAGGAACGCUUUUCCAUCCAGGGCCUAAUGCAAGUCCCACUGCCCACUGCUAUCUAAGUGUACUGACCCUGCCACAGGUCGGAAUGGGCCGCGACCACACAAUCUUCGCCUCAAUACCAGGCUACGUACGCUUCUACAAGGAAAAACAUAUGCUUGGAGAACGCAGAUACGUUGGAGUUGUUCAGACACGGGGCGAGAAGCUACCCCGUAACGAAGAGGAGUUUGGCCGGGAUCGGUACUUUGGUCUGAAGAAUCUUCGUGCACCAAUACCACUGUGA